Lodderomyces elongisporus is the source of this 648-nucleotide messenger RNA. It is a transcript of the gene HNT2, whose product is annotated as bis(5'-adenosyl)-triphosphatase. Bases 1 to 648 code for a protein of 215 amino acids. The record is from RefSeq and is a predicted model, not a curated record. The transcript has a single exon. Gene Ontology annotation, molecular function: catalytic activity. NCBI's taxonomy places the organism in Eukaryota, Fungi, Ascomycota, Pichiomycetes, Serinales, Debaryomycetaceae.
AUGGGCUCAACACAUGAUGUAUACUUUUUCAGAUAUUUGGUCAACAAACAGGUCUUUUUCCGCUCCAGACUCACUUAUGCAUUAGUCAAUUUAAAACCAUUGGUCCCGGGUCACGUCCUCGUGGUGCCACUUCGUACUUCAGUAUUAAGAUUCAGCGACUUAAUACCAGACGAAUCCGUUGAUUACAUGAAUACAUUGCAACUCAUUCACAAGUUUAUCAUCAAACACUACAAAGCCGACUCGCUCAACAUUGCCAUUCAGGACGGCCCCGAGCUGGGGCAACUGAUACCGCAUUUGCAUACGCAUAUUAUUCCACGGUACAAGACGGAUGGAUUUGGUGACUCGAUUUAUGAGAAAUUGGAAAAGUUUGAUCUCGACACUAGAUACCAAGAUUUUGAAAAGAGAAAACAAAUUGCAAUACAAGUAAGAGAACAGCAAGAAACAAACGAACUAAAUCAAGAUGAUUCGCAGAGAAUAGAGAGACUGGAAGAUGUCAUGGCUGAGGAAGCAAAGGAGUUGGCAAAGGCAUUAACCUCGUUUAUGGAUGAAGAUGGCGCUACCGAUAAGUUCGCCAACAUUACCCGCCGCCAAGAACACCACCAUCAACACAGUAACAGUAACAGUAACAGCAGCAAGAACAUUGCGUAG